Closterium sp. NIES-67 is the source of this 1823-nucleotide messenger RNA. Lineage: Eukaryota; Viridiplantae; Streptophyta; Zygnematophyceae; Desmidiales; Closteriaceae. The record is from the annotation of a GenBank genome assembly.
ACCCUGUGGCCAUGGCGGUGGCCAUGGCGGUGGCCAUGGCGGUGGCCAUGGCGGUGGCCAUGGCGGUGGCCAUGGCGGUGGCCAUGGCGGUGGCCAUGGCGGUGGCCAUGGCGGUGGCCAUGGCGGUGGCCAUGGCGGUGGCCAUGGCGGUGGCCAUGGCGGUGGCCAUGGCGGUGGCCAUGGCGGUGGCCAUGGCGGUGGCCAUGGCGGUGGCCAUGGCGGUGGCCAUGGCGGUGGCCAUGGCGGUGGCCAUGGCGGUGGCCAUGGCGGUGGCCAUGGCGGUGGCCAUGGCGGUGGCCAUGGCGGUGGCCAUGGCGGUGGCCAUGGCGGUGGCCAUGGCGGUGGCCAUGGCGGUGGCCAUGGCGGUGGCCAUGGCGGUGAGCGGCUCUCUGGGCGGUGCGCUCGUGGGCUGCCUGCUGGCGUUCCGCAUCGCCGACCCUCUCGGUCGCCGUCGCGAGUUGCUGCUGGCAGCGGCGCUCUACCUGUGCGGCGCGCUGCUCACUGCCUCCGCCGCCUCGCUGGCCGCGCUGCUCGCAGGCCGCCUCGUGUACGGCGCUGCCAUCGGCCUGGCCAUGCACGGGGCGCCCAUGUACAUAGCGGAGACCAGCCCGCCUGCCAUCCGAGGCACGCUCAUCUCGCUCAAAGAGGCCUUCAUUGUCGCCGGCAUCCUGCUGGGCUACGUGAGUGGCAGUGUGCUCAUAGACCAGGAGGGCGCGUGGCGCGCCAUCUACGGGCUCGCAGCACCGCUGGCGCUCGUCAUGGCGGGGGGCAUGGCAUGGCUGCCGCCCUCCCCGCGCUGGCUGCUGCUGCGCGCGCAGCAGGAGGGGCAGGAGGAGCAGAAGCGGGGGCCGGAGGGGCAGGUGGGGCAGGCGGGGCGUGGGGGCGAGGAGGCACGGAGGCGGGCGGUGCAGGCGUUGAGGCGGCUGAGGGGAGGGGCGUGUGGGGAGGGGGAGGCGCAGAGGGAGGUGCAGGGCAUGCUGGAGGCCCUGGGGGAGGGGGGGGGGAGCGGGGGCAAGAGUGGGUGGAGUGAGCUGGUGACAGGGGCGAGCGGGCGCGCACUGGUGAUUGCCUGCGGGCUCGUCUUCUUCCAGCAGGUCACCGGCCAGCCUAGUGUGCUCUACUAUGCCGGCUCCAUCCUCCAGGACGCGGGCUUCUCUGCCGCCAGUGACGCCACGCGGGUGUCGGUGCUGCUAGGCUGCUUCAAGCUCGCCAUGACGGGGGUGGCAGUGGCUACGGUUGACCGGUGGGGCCGCCGCCCGCUGCUGCUCGCAGGGGUCUCGGGCCUGGUGGCGAGCCUGGUGCUGCUGGGGUCGCUGUACGCCAUCCACACCACCCUGCCCACCCUCAGUGUCCUCUCGCUGCUGCUCUUCGUCGGCUGCUACCAGGUGUCAUUUGGCCCCAUCGCGUGGCUCAUGGUGUCGGAGGUGUUUCCCCUGCCUGUGCGGGGCCGCGCUCAGAGCCUCGCCACUCUCGUCAACUUUGGAUCCAACGCCCUCGUCACCUUCGCCCUGCCGCCCAUUCAGGACACGUUGGGGCAAGCAGCCACGUUCUACUCGUUUGCCACCAUCGGUGCCGGAGCUCUGGUGUUCAUCUACCUGUGGGUGCCCGAGACCAAGGGGCUGCAGCUGGAGGAGAUUGAGGCCAAGCUGACAGCGGGCAAGAUAUAGACUGGCAGUCGCUGUGGAUAUUCACACCAACACCCAAUCCCUCGCAAGCAUGACAACAGAGGACCAUAGGCGAAUGCCAUUUUCUGCAUGGAUAGGGACAGGGGGGUUAGGGAUAGGGACAAGGGGGAUAGGGAUACCGUAAUCACCCGGAUAUAG